Molecule: messenger RNA, 1890 nt
Organism: Peronospora farinosa
Lineage: Eukaryota; Oomycota; Peronosporomycetes; Peronosporales; Peronosporaceae
Source: the annotation of a GenBank genome assembly
AUGCAGUUGUCUGUCUGUCUUAAUGUGUUGCUGUUGUCCGUUGCGAUUGUGGUGACGUCUGCAGUGUACGACUACAAGCCACUGCGUCAGCCAAAAACGUACGAAUCCGAUUGCGUCAAACAAUGGUCCAAACUCAGCACCAGCAGCUCCGAUGGUUUGGACGAUCGAUCGAUUGUCAAGAGCAGCACGAGUGAGCUGCGAAUAAACUUGACGGUGAUGCUUAAAAGGUUCACGAGCGAUUACGUGGACUUCAAUACCCGGUCAUUUGAUGGACUGAUACCAGCUCCAACAAUCAAACUAUGUCCAGGUGACCGACUGGUUGUGACGCUCACUAACUCAUUAGAAGCUGGUAGAAACAACAACACCAACCUGCAUUUGCAUGGGGUGCACGUGCCACCAGUGGGUGAGGCGGAUAAUGUGAUACCUAUUGUCGAACCGGGUGGACAGCGCAGAUACACGUACGAUAUUCGUGCAGACCACCCGGCAGGAACGUUAUGGUACCAUCCGCACGCACACGGUAAUGUGAAUUCGCAGCUCAACGGAAUGAUGGCAGGGACGCUCAUUAUAGUAGAUCAACCGGCAGAUUUUCCGAUAGAAUUGGCUGCGAUGGAUGACCUCGUCAUGAUUUUACAAGCAAUUUGCGUCAAGGACUGUUUCAACAUGUUUGACAAUCUCAAAGACUCGAUUGAAAACAAGUACAGUUCUUCUAUGAAAGACAUGGAAACUACGAAUGAAGAAGAUGAACAAAAGGUUUGGCCCACAGAUCUUGAGAUUGUCGAGGAUGAUGCAGAUAUUCCGCUGAACGACACUUCACUACCUACAGUUUUUGUGAAUGGACAAUACUUGCCAUCGUUGGAUCUCGUUGUAAAGGAAUACAAGCGUCUGCGGUUUGUAAACGCUAUUCCAAAUAAUGUGGCUGAACUUGUGACUACUCGUGACAGCAGCUGCAAGCUGACUGUGCUCGCCAUGGACGGCAUUUACUUUGACAAACCUAAGGCGAAAGAAGUCAUUGUUAUUCCUCCAGGAGGUCGUGCUGAUGUGGCCAUCAUGUGUGCUGAGACUGGAGAAUUCUACCUUGAGACUGAUUGUGCAAGCUCGCGCAACAAACUGCUAGGUCUUGUGAACCAGCACCGAGUACCAUCUCAGCGCAUUGUGAAGCUCAAGGUAAUCAAGGAGGAUGACAAAUCUGAAGAAAGUGAAAGCUCCAUUGUAGCCACGCGUCUCCCACCAGUGCUGCCAAAGCGACCAGCAUAUCUGGAAGAUACAGUUGGGAGUGCCCCAGUUAUUGCAGAUAGCAACAAAUACAACUUUGAGUUUUCGGUGUGGAUGGAUAAAGAAAUCACGUACGGCGUCAACUAUCAGAAAUUCGAUAUGGCAAACAUCAAUCACUCGAUGCCUGUGAAUGAACUACAGCAAUGGGAACUCUCAGUCAAAGAUUACAGGAUGUCAGCGGGACAAAUGUGUGACCAUAAUGAUGGUUCCAGCAUGGAACGCCGGCUGACUAUGUCCAGUCAUUGCCACUCGAUGAGUCAUCCAUUUCAUAUACACGCGACGCAUUUUCAAGUGACGGACAUUCAUGAUGACACUGACCCGGAUGGGAUUUUGUUCAGCGUGGGUGAUUGGCGUGACACUCUGCCGCUCUAUCGUGGAGGAGUGCAAAUCCGCUUCAUGCCGCGCGACUAUAUGGUGGGAAAUAUUUUUGCACACUGCCACAUCGCUUCUCACGUUGACGCAGGCAUGGCACAACUCGUGACUGUGUACGAUCCGAGAACUCGCCCUCAGGAAGAUAGAAAAGAUGGAAAAGAGGACGAUAGCUCGAAUCCAGAGAGUGAACCGGACGACGACGACGAUGAAAGCGAAAGUGAUGAAAUCGAGAAAGAGAAACGAUAA